Grammomys surdaster is the source of this 1012-nucleotide messenger RNA. RefSeq names its product kallikrein related peptidase 13 (gene Klk13). Gene Ontology annotation, molecular function: serine-type endopeptidase activity. NCBI's taxonomy places the organism in Eukaryota, Metazoa, Chordata, Mammalia, Rodentia, Muridae. Gene Ontology annotation, biological process: proteolysis. The coding region runs from base 157 to 987 and encodes 276 amino acids. The record is from RefSeq and is a predicted model, not a curated record. The transcript is spliced from 6 exons.
GACCUGGGGCACUUGAUACCCACUAAGGCCUGGUACCUGUGGUGGCGUGUGUCUUAGGAAAGAGGUGAUGAACAUAUGUGGUCAUCACUUUAAAUUUCAGAAGAAAAAAGACUGGAGGCCCCGCCCACCCUGCCCACCCCCCAUCCCGGAGCUAUCAUGUGGCCCCUAGUGGCUACCAUCGCUUGCCUGACCUUGGCCUUGUCCGGAGGAAUUUCCCGGGACUACCCCAAGAUUCUCAAUGGUACCAAUGGGACCAGUGGUUUUCUCCCAGGUGGCUACACCUGCCUUCCCCACUCUCAGCCUUGGCAGGCAGCUCUACUGGUCCGUGGACGACUUCUCUGUGGAGCAGUUCUGGUUCACCCCAAAUGGGUACUCACAGCGGCUCACUGUAGGAAAGAUGGGUACACAGUUCAUCUGGGCAAGCAUGCCCUGGGACGUGUGGAGAAGGGCGAGCAGGCAAUGGAGGUGGUCCGCUCUAUCCCCCAUCCUGAAUACCAGGUCAGCCCCACCCACCUGAAUCAUGACCAUGACAUCAUGCUUUUGGAGCUGAAGUCUCCAGUCCAGCUCAACAGCCACGUCCAUACUCUGCAACUCUCUGCCGAUGACUGCCUGCCCACUGGCACCUGCUGUCGUGUUUCUGGCUGGGGCACCACCACCAGCCCCCAAGUGAAUUACCCCAAAACCCUGCAGUGCGCCAACAUUGAACUGCGUUCAGAUGAAGAGUGUCGGCAGGUGUACCCUGGGAAGAUCACUGCUAACAUGCUAUGUGCUGGAACCAAAGAAGGGGGAAAGGACUCCUGUGAGGGUGACUCCGGGGGCCCACUGAUUUGCAAUGGUAAACUCUACGGCAUCAUCUCAUGGGGGGAUUUUCCAUGUGGACAGCCCAAUCGACCUGGUGUCUACACACGAGUUUCAAAAUACCUGCGCUGGAUCUGGGAGACCAUCAGAAACACUCCGGAGCAGAGAAGGACAAAGGGCACACAAUAAAACUGUGUUCAUUUGCCUGCCUCCC